UCCCGCGCUAUUAACAAUUUGAGCAUUCCUUACAUCUUUAACGGGAAUCAUUUCCCCUGGCAAAGGCGCUUUUUCAAGAGAUUUAAGUAGUAGUCUUUGGCUGGUAAGGAAUUUAUUUUCUACUUUGUAGUCUUGCAAGAAAUGACUGAAAAAACUAUUUAUUCUUCAAGUCUUCUUCAAAACAGAGUUGUUUGUUGAUAAUUUAUGUGUAAAUGUUUGUUGUCAUGAGUGCGUGAUUAAGUUUUUAGGCACAUUGCCUAACUGUUUUACUAGGUCGAUCUUCCAUACCUAUAAUGAAUACUUCUGAAUCAUCAUCAGGAAUGUCUAGAUUUUCCUGUCCAGAAUCGUUCGAUUGAACUCAAUUUUAAUUAUGUCAUUUUCUUUGAAUAUAAAUAGUAUAAGUAUUGCGUGCUGUUUCUUAUACAAGGUGGCGUAACACCGUAUGUUUUCGCUUUGAACUCGGAGCAGGCAGGUACGUGUUUUGUUGCUUUGGUUACUCAUUCCCUUUUAUUUCAAUAAAUAUAUUCGUUAUAGCUUCAGCUUUCUAUACUAGAUUGUUAUGCCGUUUUUUAUUGUGAAAAAAACGUUCGUUUUCAGAAAUUCUUCCUAAUAAUUUGUUCAAUUUUGACCGUAUUCAAGUCGGUAUAGAUAUCCUUUUUAUUGUCUGCUUGACAUACUGUCAAAUAAAUCCUCAGUGCUUAAAAUAAAUGUCAGCUAAUAAGGUCCCAAGUCCACACAGAUAGGUAUUUACCGUCCCAUGGUCCACUGUGCAAAAUAUAGACUCUCACUACUACUAGGCUCACAUGAUGUUGUAAGAGGUGAAUUGGUAUUAUGCCAACAGCGCGAGGCGGGAGGGGCGUAGUACACGUGCUCGUAGCCAUGUCACUAUGACGGCCAUGCGUACAUCAUCCGUCCCCCUCACUUGUUGAGCGCACCGCUCUGUCGAGUACCGUCUACUGAGUAAGCUGAGUAUUGACAGUGCUAUUGGCCUUCGUGCCGCACGACACUGUUAUCAUUGUUCCUACUCGCUUCAUUCGAUACAUUCUAUCUCUAUCACACGUGUGUUGCUAUCACCUCGAGGUUAUUGAUUUCAAUUUCGCAUUAAAAUAAUAAUAUUGUGAUUACUGAUUAUUAUGGCUGUAACAACUAAUAAAAAAUGUUAUAUGGUUUUAAUCAAAAAAUCAUGUUUUAGAAAGCGAUGACUAGCGCAAACACACCCGCCAAUCGCCAUCGCUUUUGAUAUUAAUAUUUAUAAUUUAUUUUGUAAAAUUAGCCCUUUAUGUGCGUAGGUGAUUUUAUAAACAAUUUUUAAAGUGACUUAAUUCUAAGUGUACUUAAGUAUAAAAGAAAAAGUGAAAUGAUUCGGACGUUUUGUGAAAACUGUGAGUUAGUAACGUAGAAUGGCUGUUCUCAUGGAAAACUCCGAUAUUAACAUUGUCACUGCCAACUUGAGCGACGGAGUGAUAUUUGGCAACGUGGGGCAAUCUGGACCAGAAUACUACACCAACACACUGCACACUAUCGCAAUGAAUACCCGGGAAACAGAAUUUGGAAGCCUAGUUGAGCCCAUACCGAUUACACUGAAAGCAUAUAACCCACUGCAAGCUUUCAGCCACGUAGCGAACGGAUACGGUUACCCACAGUCUGUUAUAACUCCUGUGAGUUCUGUCGCCCGUGUGGAAACGAAGAAUUCAUCAACAUCGGUCAUUCGUCCGAUUAUUUCCAAUUCUUCUCCAAACGUUGCUAGACCACCUAAAAAGAAAUGGAUUAAAGAAUAUUUGGAAGAGGAGCCAAAGUCGCCAGUUACACUGCAGGUGUCGGUUACACGGAGCAUUGGUGUGAUCCGGCCGCCAUCGCCGGGGUCGGUCGCGGCUCUUGCCCCCUCCCCUGCACUUGCCCCCGCGGCCGCGCCUGUGCCUCCGCUCGCCCCUGCAUUGCCUCUUGAGCCGGUCCAACAACCCUCGGCGUCCAUCCUCGACUUUGCACAAGAACAUUCCAGAACACGAACUACAAGCAAUGCUGGAACGGCACAGAUUCCGUCGCCGCCUUCGGUCAGCAAUAGCAGCAGUGGAAGCAGCAGUAGCGUCCCCCGCGCUGGCACCCGUGAGGUUCACAACAAGCUGGAGAAGAACCGGCGCGCGCACCUCAAGGAGUGCUUCGAGCUGCUCAAGCGGCAGCUGCCUGCGACACCCGACGACAAGAAGACUUCCAACCUAUCUAUAUUGGGCUCUGCGAUACGGUACAUACAGGUGCUAAGACGCAAGGAGCGCGAAUGCGAGCACGAGAUGGAAAGGCUAGCGAGAGAGAAGAUCGCCGCGCAACAGCGCCUUGCUGCGUUAAAGCGAGAGGUCUCGACUCGCGCGACUACGUCACAUCGUCCACGUACUAUCGAUACCGCUACUGAAGAAAAAGACGAAAGUAUUACUGGGAUUCCUAUAAGUAUAACCUCUUCGCCGCCGCGGUCUGCCGCUUUGGCAGAGACGUCGCCCCCCCGCACUUGGAACCUCACCACAAAACUGCGCACGUUGCCCAUACAAAUAGCACCAACUACCUCGCAGGUCGUUCGGACAUCAUACGGCGCGAGGCAUAAUACUCUCACUUUAACGAGUAUAGCUCCGGCAGAAUCAACAGCACAGAAAACGCAAGAGAACGGUAUCCUGGCGAGCAGUAAUAGCUUAAGCAGUAUAGUGCAACCCACACAGAUACACCUGCCUAUCUCACAGGUGGUGGGAAACGGCGGACUGAUGGUGAGUCCGGCGACCAUCCAGUUGUUGUCGACCACCGGCGGUUUGAGGGUGUUACAGAGCCCCACUGUUCAUACAAAUGGUAUGACAUCAUCAAACAAUCGAAUACCCAAAGAGAAUGGCAUAGUGCACUCGAGUUCCAUAAGUACAGAUUGCGGGGAGGAGAACGGUGUUGGUGCAGGAAGCGUGUUGAUGAACGGUCUGUCGCCCCUCGUGGUGUCCCAGUCGGCGACACACACGCACCUGCUUCAGGCGCACACGCUCACACACAAGAUGGUUGAAGCUCAGAUGGUUAAAGGCAGCGUGGCUCCAUUGACCGUAAGUGCCCAAUACUUAAGCGCGACAACGAUCGUAAAGCCCAUGGUCGUGGUUACCAGCGCGCAUUCCUCAAAACCUUCCACGUGACCUCUGCGCGUACUCUGCUUGCCUGGUACCCGAACACAUUCUACAGAUCAUUAAUUCGUGCAGUGACCAUUUAAAAAAAAAAACAAUUAAUAAAAAAUCUUAAAUUACAAUUUCAGUUAAGUAAUUUUAUAGUUUAUGAAAACAAUUAUAUUUAUUUUGUAACUUUUGAAAACAUUUAAUUAGUAAACUAUAUUGAUAUUUUAUUAUAUUUUCAACGUGGCGCGUUAAUAUGACUGAUAAGCCAAGAUUGUUUAGAAUUUUACAAAUAUUUAUUUUUUAAUGGAUUAUUUUUUGUGUGUGACUUAAAUCUUAGCAAAAUUUCAUGUAUAUAUAAAAAAGAAACUAAUGCUUUAAGAAACUGAGUUUCAAGACAAUUCAAUAAUGAGCUAAUCAGCUUAUCUGUAAAUGUUUUUACGAGUAUAUGUAUUCACAAUUCAAGGUUGAGUGAUUAAGUUACGUAUAAAUAGGUAUUACUUCUCUUAAAUGGGUGUUACAACUUUUCUCCACUGCCAGUCAGCAAUACUAAAUAUAUGAAUUGAUGUUUAGUGAGCUAUGUUGAGUAUAUUUUAUAUUUAAUGUCACUCUACCUCAUGCUGUCAAAUCAGGUUAAAUGUUAUCAAUAUGUUUUACAAUAUCUUAUAUUGGAACAAUACGCGUGCGACUGAAAUUAGAGACGUGAAAUUCGUGCUCAUAAAGUGCGUCUUAUCAUACACGCGUGUAAAAGUUGUAUGAAUUAUUGAUGUACAUAAUGGUUAACAAAAUGUGAUGGUAAGUGCGGUUGACAAUGAUUGCCGGCCAAAUUGAUAUAAGAGUAGACUAUAUAUUUUUCUACAUAGAUUCAACGUUUUGUACAGAGUAGGGAGUGUAUAGAGAAAUACUAAUUGUAAUAUAUUGAUUUAAUUUUAUUUAUUAUUUGCAGUCUUAGAUUAAGGAUUGGUCUCCGCUGCGCUCCAACUAGAUACUGCAGGCGUAGUCACAAAGUGCUUCAAGUUUUACUAUGCCCUAAUAGGCGUACGCGAGCCAGUUUUGAACAAUGUGUGACGUUAACGUGCCACAUGUUUUGUUAAACUUUGCUAAUAAUUGAAACUAAAAUGCCGGGAUGCGUAGUAAAACUUGGAAACAAUAAUAAUAAAAGAAAGACACUGGAAUCACAUAAUAUUAUCAGUAAUUAUUUUGUAUUUUAUUAGUUUUAAUGUAAAAUAACACGAAGCGUAUGUUACAAAAUUUGAAGAUGCCAUUGAGUGUCAAGAUGCCACAAGCAUCUAAUAUAUGCCGCAAUGAAGAUGCUAUUAUUAAGCUACUUCUUAGGUAAUGCGGUAUCUAGUUGUAGGGCAGCGGAGACCAAUCCUUAAUCUAAGUUUUCAGUUUUAAAUCAUAGAGAGAGAUGUCUGUCAGAAAUAUUUAGAAACAAUAUGGAUUUUAGGUUGAUGAUAAAUUAUUCUGGUUGAAAGUUAUAAGAGAGAUAAUUGGGAAUUUACUUCUGCCAUUUUUUUUUGCCUAUUUGUGAUUUUGAUAACGUUUGACACGUCUGCUAACAUUUUUCAGUUUCAAGAGUUCUAUUUUAUUGUUUUCAAUUAAGAAAGUUUUUACUAAAAUACCUAUUUAUAUUAUAGUUUUUGUAAUUAAAUGAGCAGUAAUUUAAAAACAUAAUUUCAUAAAUCUAAUCGCGUCACAACAGUAGAUAAUUAUAAAACUUAGAUUAAGUAUUGGUCUCCGCUGCGCUACAACUAGAUACCGCAGGUGUAGUUGUAAAGUGCGGCAACUAUUACUACGCCUAAGUGGGCGUACUCGAGCCAGUCUCGAAUAAUGUGUGACGUUGACGUGCCACAUAUUCUGUUAAACUUUGCUAAUAAUUGAAAUUAAAAUGCCGGGUUGCGUGGUAAAACUCUAAAAGAAUAAUACUACAAGAAAUAAGAAAGACACUGGGAUCACUGUAUAUCAUCAGUUAUUUUUUUGUAUUUUAUUAAUUAAAAAUUCAAUUGAGUGUCAAGAUGCCAUGUACACAAGCAUAUAAUAGUUGCCGUAAUAAAAAAUCUAUUGUUCUUAGGUAGUGCGCUAUCUAGUUGGAGCACAUCGCACACCAAUCCUCAAUCUAAGUUAUAAAAACUUAUUACUUAAUAUGUCUUACAACAGCUGUGAUGUGUAUAGGUCGUUUGCAUAUGUAGAGUUGACACUUCUGUAAAAAACAACUGUUUAAAACGUGUUCUCGUAGCUAGUGCCUAAUUGUGAAUAAUUUUAUAAAGUAACAUUUAAAAAUGUUGCUCUUAAACUAUUAAGGUUAGAUCAUUAUUACGUCUAGAUAGACUAUUACAGCUAUGAAAUCGUCGAAAUAAAUUAUUAAUGCGGUUAUUACUGAAUUUAGUCAUCUAAAUUCAGAAGCAAAUUUAGAAGCUACUGAUCACACUGUCCUAAAUUUAGUUACUGAAUCAGUCACCACUUAAAGCGCGACGAAUUCGGACGUGUGGUAUAAGUACGAAGAUGGGUCCAGUGUUGUCCAGGCACCAAAAAAUUGACAUUUGCCUGGCCGUUGGCUCAAUUAAAAUUGAAAAAAGAAAAGAACAUGGGUGAAAGAUAUUACUGCGCGGAAAGUUAGCAAACAUGAUUACAUAUUAUGGGUGUUUUUGAACCGAAUGGAUUCGAGAUCUUUUAUAGUUAUUUAUGCAACUGUUGUGUAAUAAGGGGUAUUAAAACACGAAUGUGGAUAAUAGUAUCACAUGAGUGUUUUAAUACCUAAUUAUCAACAGUUGCAUACAAGACUUUAUCUACACCCAAAAUAUGAAUCCUCUAAAAUAUUCUGAAACAGUUAGCAUCUUACUGCUAACAUUAAAACACCAGUCCUAGUAGUAACCUAAUAUCAUCCAUUACUGAUUAUAUACAAAUAAACUAAGUAAUUAUGAAACAAUUAUUUUAGUAUUAAUUUAGAUUUUGUAUAGUGCUAUAAUUAAAAUUCAAUAGAAUAUAAUGCCCCCUUUGCAGCGUUUAAAAUGAAUCGUUCAUUUUUUGUAAACAAAACAAUAAAUAUAUCGAAGAAAAAUGGCGGGGAUUCGAAUAACCUACUUUUUUUUUACGGCGUGCGACGUUCUGGUAGUGUGUAACGCGCGUUAACGUAAAUGUUCUUUUUUUGAAAUUCAUACAGAUACCACGCAUCGAGCUAUAAGAAUGUGGCUGUCUGUUGAAACUCCUUGCGCAUGAAGGUAUCGAAAAAAAAACAUAGGAGUUUUGUUAUGAAAUUCAGUACAAAAUUACAACACUCGUUUGGGUGAUGUAAUGGUUAUUAGAACAUUGGGUGUUUUAAUGUUGGCAAUAAGCUGUUUCAUCAACUUUAAUAGAGGAUUUAAAGCAUGGGUGUAGAUAAACAUAUUAAUAAAUCUUGUGACAUCGUUUAUUUGAAAGCAAGAUACUAUCCUACGAGACGUAUUAGUGUAAAAGAAAGAUUGCUUGUAACACUAAGAUUUAUUGCAACAGGAAAUUCAUAUCAAGAUUUAAAAUUGCUUCUGAAUUUAGGAUGCUAGCUUCCUGAAUGCGAUUAUACUUUACUUAAUUCAGUAAUGACUAAAUUAAGACGACUAAAUUCAGUCAAGUGUAAUAAGCCUGAUACAUGUGCCUACUUUGAGCAAUUCACGCACACUAACACAAAGUGUCAUACAUAUCGCGAGUGUAAGACGUAGCUUGUCACGCACACUAAACUAAUAUUCCUGGGCUGUUUUCAUCGAUUGUCUAACAGCAAGAGACUAUCUAGACGUAUAAAGUAUCUAAGUUAUUAAGUAUGAUCUUUAAAAAUGGCUGGUACAUUUUUCAUUGAGAAAAAAAUAUUAGUUAUGGAAAUCCUCAGGUAUUUCAUAAAUAAAGCGGAAUGAAGCUACCGCACAACUAUCAUAUUAUAUGUUUUUGGCUUUUUUUUUAUAUUUAUUAAUCGCAAUAAAAAAAUAUUAUUUAUUAAUUAAAUUAAUUUAUUAAUAACCUAUUUGUUCAAUACAUUUUAUGUAAAAUUAUUGAAUACCACUGAUAUAUAUGAUUGGUAACCGUUUAUAUCUGUUUAAUAAUCCACUAGGACGGAAUAAAUAAUAAGGAGUUUUCAAAUUGUUUUACUUUGACAUUAAAUUGACUAGAAAAUCCAAAAUUUUAAUUGAAAAAUUUAUCUUGUCUACUUUUAUAUUAUGUGCUCUAAGUUUAACUCAAUUUCGAAUUCGGAACGUCAUAAUAUUUAUUACUUAAUUGCAUAAGAUGUAAAAUAAUAGGUACCUUUUCUUCAAUAAGUGAAGGCAUAAAAUGUUAAGUAAAACAAUAUAAAAAACAUUGUAGUUAAAGUUGUUAUAUGUUCCAAUCCAUUGUUGUUGACUUACAGACAUUUUUAUUACUUACUUGUUGUGAUAUCGUCGCUCUUAGGGCUGCAACAAACUAGCGACUUUUAACAUCUUUGACGGGUUUUUUAAGUUGUUUUGGCUACUGAUCCUACAAUCGCAGUAUUGGAAAAGCUUCUAUAUUUUAUGAGUAAAAGUGACGAAAGGAGACCAUCUUUCGCUAUGCGCGGUCACUACGCCUACUGCAGUGAAUAAUGUGAUCUAAGCUACUGUGAUAAGACCGCCUGUCUUUCUGAAACUCAAAUAUGGUACAAUAUGUGUGUGUGGUGGCAAUAUGGCCCUUAAGAACACAGCUUAUCCACUGCACAUACAAUUCUAUUGUUUUUCUUAUAUGUUAACUUCAUCAGAGAUCAUAUUGGGUUGUCUCCAUCUUGAUCUAGUCAUACUAGGCACACUGAUGAAAUAUAGUGGAGUUCUAAUCCGUAGCAAAAUUCGGAAUUCGCUGCCAGUAUUCCAUAAAUGCAUCCAUUCCCUAUAUUUAGCGUAUAGACUGACGUGAAUUUAGAUUUAGGCAGGAUCGUUCGGGCUCGGCAGCAAGUCUUAAAAAUUUCACUGAAUGUUUUAAGUCGCUAGUUUGUCGGAGGACCUUAUUUAUUGUCAUGAAAUAGGGGUUAAUAGUUCGAAAAUUUAAUAAUGACAGUUCUUCAGCAAAGUAGCGUCAGCAAAGAAGUUUUGAAAAGUCAAAUAAGAACAAAACUCCACACUGAAAAUACACCUGAAUCGUCGAUAGUCGCUUUAGCGAUAGCGCACACUGCUAAUUUUACCACGCGGCUUAAACUGAAUGUUAACUUACCUACAUUCACAGUGGAUUUUAUAAAAUAUUUUAAGUGUAUUUAGUCCUCUAAAAUCUUUCUAAUCUCCUAAGUAGGGAGUAGACAAUACUGAAAAUUCGUAUUUUAAUAUAAAAUUAAUAGAUCAUGUGGAUUUUCGUGCAGCUUCAUAUGUAGCAGAUUUUUAACGCGUUGGCCUAAUAAAUACUGUUUUUUGACUUUAAAUGAACAAACCGUUAGAAUUACUUACUUAACCGUAAUAAUUAAAAUAUUUUAUGUUGUGAAUUAUGAUUUAUGCCAGGAAUAAAAAUCUUUUUCUUUUAACUGCCAAAUACCAACUCACAACUGUGUAAUUAAAAAUUUAUUAAGAUAUGUUAUUAAUUUAUGAUUAAAAUGUGUGGUUUGGCUUGAAACAAAAAAAAAAUACGGUACAAUAACUAAUCAUAGCUUCACAAAUUAAUAUGGGUUAAUGUUUUUGGACAGAGAAUAAUCAUAAAAAUUCUAAAAAUAAUAAUAAGUAAAAUUUUCAAAGAAACAAAUACCUUGCCUUACGUAGACGAGUACCUAUGAGCUCUGAACAGCUGCGGCUUGACGUGGGACAAGUAGGUGUCAGUUACUACGGUAGCGCGUGGCUGCUAUAUCAACCCGUGUGUUUGUUAAAUGUAGCUAUUGUUUUUUUUUUUUACGAAAAUAAGGGACAAGACGAGCACGACGUUCAUAUGAUGGUAAAUGAUACGCCCUACCCAUUGCAAUGUAGUGUCGCUCAGGAUUCUUGGAAAACUUAAAAAUUCUGAGCGCCUCUACAACUGCGCUCGUCACAUUGAGACAUAAGAUGUUAAGUCUCAUUUGCCAAGCUACUGCUUCACGGCAGAAAUAUGCGCCGUUGUGGUACCCAUAAUCUAGCCGGCUUCCUGUGCAAUGGAGCCUCCCACUGGUAACUUUCUACUUAAUCUUAAUUCUAAUUAAAUCUUAUGGCGUUUGGUAACGCUCAAAUUAUCAUAAUAUUAUGGUGAUAAUAGUUUAUUGGUCUUUUUUAUUAACGCAAGUUUUACACAUUUAUUAAAAUAAAAUCCUUUUUAAAUGAUAAAAACUCGUGUUAAUUAAAUUAUAUUAAAAAUGUAUUAUGUGUAUCACAACGGCGCCUAUUUCUGCCGUGAAGCAGUUAUGUGUAAGCAUUACUGUGUUGUACAGUAAAAUACUAGGAAAAUGAGACUUUUCUCAAGAAGACGAGCGAAAUUGUAGUGCCGUUCAAAAUUUUUAAGGGUUUACAAGAAUCCUAAGUGGCACUGCAUUUUAAUGGGCAGGGCGUAUCAUUUACCAUCAGCUGAACGUCCUGUUCGUCUCGUCUCUUAUUGUCAUAAAAAAACUAUCUAUAUAUAAUACUUAUAAUUUUAAUAUAAUAUACUUAUAAUAAUAUAUUGUGAUUCCUCUGAUGUUGCAAGAGCAUGUGGGCGGCGGUGAUCACUUAACACCAGCUGACCCGUAUGUUCGUUUGUCCCCCUAUUCCAUAAAAAAAUUAUAAGCCCGUGCGUUGCUCAUUUUUGAUCAUUUAGAACUGAUUUCCUAGCGCUACUAUAAAUUAGGAACUGUCAUAUUAAAUUUGUAAAUGUUUGUAUUCGAUAGUUUGCGUGAGUAUUUUGAUGAAUCCUAAUUGGACGUACUUCCAGAAAAACGUUCCAAACCACAAUCUUGUCGAAAUUGCGUUAAGAAAACAAACCUGGUCACGUGAUUCAUAUUAACAGACUGACAAAAAAUGGCAAUCCUAGAGUGGCAACCCUAACCCUAGAGUGGCAACCCUAACCCUAGAGUGGCAACCCGAACCCUAGAGUGGCAACCCUAACCCUAGAGUGUCACUCUUUAAAUGACACCAUGACUUAGUAGGUGAAACCCAUAUGUACGGAACAUACAUACAUAAUAUCACGCCUCUUUCCCGUAGGGGUAGGCAGAGACCACUUCUUUCCACUUGUUACGAUCCUUACAUACUUGUUUCGCUUCGUCCACUUUCAUUAUUCCUUUCAUACAUGCUCUCCGGUUUAGGGUACUCUUGACCUGGCCUUUUUUGAAGACGUCCCUGACUUGAUCUUGAAACGUCCGCCUAGGUCUACCCCUUCCAACACUUUCAUUCACACUGGCCUUAUACACUUUCUUCGUCAAUCGUUCUUCAUUCAUUCUCUCGACAUGUCCAAACCAUCUCAGCAUACGGGUACGGAUAUAUGUACGGAACACACUAAUAAUUAUUAAACUUUAAAUACGAAUUCCUUAAAAUGUGAUGUUUGUGGCUUGGAACGUUUUUAAGGAACUACGUCCGAUUAUUCAGACGAUGCAGUAUUUGCUUAAGCUUUAUAAUGUUCGAAAUAUAAAUACAUUGUCAAUGAUAAAAGUGUAUAAACAAUUUGUUAUUUUUUCAAGUGAUAUACCCUCACUUCUGGGAUUAAUUAUACAAAUUUAGUAUACAAAAUUUAUAAAUGAUGCCGCUUAGAUUUGAAAGAGCGACAUCUAAAGUCAAUUUCCUUAUAUGCAAAUAUUGGGGUUGAGCAGGUUAUCAACUGUAAAGUAGAUCCUGUAGAUGAAGCCACAACCUGAGAGUUGAUCUUAACACAAGAUUUAUCAACGAUACGUAACUCGAACGGUUGGCUCAGUGGAAAGAGCUCUCGCACCUAACGCGAGAGGUCGCGGGUUCGAGUCCCGCAUCGUACAUAAAUUUUGUUAUCAUAUUUUGUGUAUUUUAAUUUAUUUGUAUGUAAAAUAUUGAACUAUACUGUCUUUAAAAAUACUAACGGACGAAUACAGAUUGAGGUGACGCUUGAAGAAAAUAUUAACUGACACGUCUUCAUUUUUCUAGACAUCUAUAUUAUAUAUAUCAAAACAAUUUGUUAUAUUCUUAAAGUGAUAACCCUCACUUCUAGGAUUAAUACAAAAAUAAAAUUUGAACUUUGCCACAACCUGAGAGUCGAACAAAGCAUACAAGAUUUUAUGACGAUUCGCCACCCGCACGGAACGCCAGAGGUCUUGGGUUCGAGUCUUGCAUCUUUCAUAAAAUUUUGUUUUCAAAUUUUAUUUAUCUUUGUAUAUCUGUUGUUAUUGACGCAUCAUCAAUAUCUGUAAACAACCGGUGGUUUAUGGUAAUGCGGGCACCGAGUGUUUGACUUUAGCAUAGAGCACCGGCACAAUUGAUCAUAUAUUGACUAAAACCUGUGUUGUUAGAACGAAACCUGUAUUCAGGACUUAUACUUCAUUCAGUCAUAGAAUAUGUAUGUCUAAUAUACAGCCUCGAUUAGGUACUGCGAAAAAUAUUGUAAUGCGUCUUAAAAAUAUUAUUAAAAAUUAAAUAACAUUUAUAUAAAAUACUUUUAAAAAGAUUGUCAACGCGUGUAAAUUGUAACUAAAAUUUUUACACAAGUUAUUUGCAUAUUUGGUAUUUAAGUUACAUUUUUUUAUAAUUUGUUGAGUCCCCCUGAAAAUGUGCUCCUGCUUACGAAACUAAGAAACUUACGAAACGUUGAGUUAAAUAAAUAAUAAAUUUUUACGCAAAUAACUUAUUUAAAACAUACAGUUACAAAUACACGCGUUUUAAUCCUUUUAAAGUAUUUUAUUUAAAUAUUACACAUUUACAUUAUAUAAUGUUGUUAAUCAAAGAAAAUCAGUUGUUCAUAAUAUGAUUCAACAUAAAAUGCUUAAUUAACUUAAUUCUGCAACUCUACAUAUAACUGAUCGCUCAAGAUCCAAGGAGGAUCUUUAUCGAUAAUAAAAGAAAAUCCUCAUAAAACAGGAAUGGUAUUAUUUUAUAGUCACAAUUUUAAGUUCUGCAAUAAUUAAUUGGCACAUUUUGUCGCUAGUGUUGUGUUAUUUGAUGACGAAUUAUUGUUAUUGAUGACGUGAAUAUUUAUUUUUUUAAUUAUUUGUAAAAUUAUAAUGAAAUAGUGUACAUGGUUGCACUUGUCUAAAUCUGACGUUUGUAAAAAUAUUUGUACAAGACGUUUGAGAAAGAUAAAUUUAUUUUGAAUGUUACAAUAUUUGUGAAGAGUGAAUGCUCAUGUAAAUAAAUAAUCUAGUGUAAAAUGUAAUAUUAUAGAAAUACAAGAGAUGCAUAUUUAUAA
Leptidea sinapis is the source of this 12377-nucleotide messenger RNA. RefSeq names its product max-binding protein MNT-like. NCBI's taxonomy places the organism in Eukaryota, Metazoa, Arthropoda, Insecta, Lepidoptera, Pieridae. Gene Ontology annotation, molecular function: RNA polymerase II cis-regulatory region sequence-specific DNA binding; protein dimerization activity; DNA-binding transcription factor activity, RNA polymerase II-specific. The coding region runs from base 1401 to 3149 and encodes 582 amino acids. The record is from RefSeq and is a predicted model, not a curated record. The transcript is spliced from 12 exons. Gene Ontology annotation, biological process: regulation of transcription by RNA polymerase II.